AAGUUAAAUAAAGUAACCGCAACAACACACGCCCAUAUAUAUAAAGAUCUUUUUAGUGCUCAACAAAAAUUCUGGGACUGUUUCAAAAAAAAAAAAUCUGGGACUAUAAUUGCUAUAAAUUCAGUAUCUUUCUGAAAAAAAAGAAAUCACAACAGAACUGACCUUUAUAAUUACUUGGUGUAUGAAAGCAGAGCAACAAGAGUGGAAAUGGAUCUAGAUGACUAUACCAUUAUCAAGGAAGGAGAAGCCGAGAUUCUUAUGCAUAAAAAGAACAGUGUCUUUUUCAACAAAGCCCAGGUUCACAACAGAGACCUAUCCAUUGCAGUCCUCAGGACAUUUAUAUCUAAACGCAAAGAAGAGCACGAAGCAAGGUUGUCCAAAAAAACAAAAUCUGCUCAAAAGUCAUCUGAGAAAGAUACUUGUGGAUCUGCUGCUGAAGAAGCAGCUGAUGGGUCUGCUAUGGAUGAUGAAAAAUCAAAUGGAGAAUGUGAAGCAAAGUUAUCUGAAAAAUAUGGUUCGAAAUCUGCUAUUGAAGAAACAUCUAAAGGGCUUGCUAUGGAUAGUGAAAAAGUAAAUGGAGAGAGUGAAGUGCCAGAUGAGACAUUUCAGGAUGAACCUUGUAGCAUAUCGGAAGAACCAGGGAAGGCCACAGAGCGAAAGAUUCGAGGAGAGCUGGGGCCCCCAAGAGUUCUUGAGGCAUUGUCGGCUUCUGGUUUAAGAGCUCUAAGAUAUGCUCGUGAGGUUGAAGAAAUUGGCCAAGUUAUAGCAUUGGAUAAUGAUCCAGCAUCGGUGGAAGCUUGCAGAAAAAAUAUAAAGUUCAAUGGUUCAGUGGCAAUUUCAAAGGUGGAAUCCCAUCUUACUGAUGCUCGUGCAUAUAUGCUCACCCACCCAAAAGAAUUUGAUAUGGUUGAUCUUGAUCCUUAUGGAUCACCUUCGAUAUUCUUGGACUCUGCAGUUCAAUCUGUUGUUGAUGGUGGUAUGUUAAUGUGUACAGCAACAGAUAUGGCAGUGCUCUGUGGAGGUAAUGGUGAGGUUUGCUAUUCCAAGUAUGGAUCUUAUCCUCUGAGAGGGAAAUACUGCCAUGAAAUGGCUUUGAGGAUUCUUCUUGCCUGCAUUGAGAGCCAUGCAAAUCGCUACAAGCGCUACAUUAUUCCUGUGCUAUCUGUCCGAAUGGACUUCUAUGUUCGAGUUUUUGUUCGCGUAUACACUUCUGCAAGUGCAAUGAAAAACACUCCUCUUAAGCUCUCAUAUGUUUAUCAAUGCAUUGGUUGUGAUUCUUUUCACCUUCAGCCUAUUGGAAGGACCAUCUCCAAGAACAAUAGUGUAAGAUAUCUUCCUGGGUUUGGUCCAGCUGUUCCUCAAGAUUGUGUCGACUGUGGAAAGAAAUUUAACAUGGGCGGACCUAUAUGGUCUGCUCCUAUACAUGAUCAAGAAUGGGUCACUUCCAUACUUGAAUCUAUAAAAUCUAUGAAGGACCGCUAUCCUGCUUACGAUCACAUCUCUGCUAUACUGACAACAAUAUCUGAGGAAUUGCCUGAUGUUCCACUCUUUUUGAGUCUACACAACCUGUGCGCAACACUGAAAUGUACUUCCCCAUCUGCAGUUAUCUUUCGUUCUGCUGUAAUCAAUGCAGGAUAUCGCAUUUCUGGGACGCAUGUGAAUCCGCUGGGGCUAAAAUCAGAUGCUCCAAUGGGUGUCAUCUGGGAUAUCAUGAGAUGCUGGGUAAAAAAUCAUCCUGUGAAACCUCAAGCACCUGAUCAACCUGGAAGUGUGAUUCUUGCCAAAACACCAGUUCUUCAAGCAAAUUUUGCUCGAGCUGUUGCAUCUCUUAGCAAGGCGCAGGCGAAGAAGGUAGCUCGCUUCUUGCCAAAUCCUGAAAGGCAUUGGGGACCAAAAGUUAGAGCAGGUCGUCAAAUUACCAGCAAACAUAUCUCUCUUUUGGGUCCAGAGGCAAUCAAUGGACAUCUAAAUCAUGAAAACAAUGAAGAGCCCGAAGCCAAGCGUCAGAAGAAAGAGGAGUGUUCUGCAUGAGAAUUAAGCGUACUUCUUUCAGUAUACAACUAAGGGCCAGUUUGACAUUGCUAUGGGGCACUUGCUUUUAGAAAUUUAACUAUCUUUUUUAUUUUUCUUAUUUCUGCUUUUUCUCAACCGGCAUUUGGAGAAAGCUCAUAUUCUAUGUUUUUUCCAAAAAAUCAGAUUUAAGAAAGCAGCUAGAGAAAAAAGAAAGAUAAGAGAAUAAAAAAAUCAAAAGCAGGAAGUGAAAAGCAAUGGCAAACUGGCUAACUAUGUUGUUUAGAGCUUCUGGUUGCUCUCCCUGGGUGGAACCUAUUUUCUGCAGAUGGUAUGCAUCAGACGGUGCUCUGAGGUGAGUAUGAAGAUGACAUUGUGUUGUGGCAGACGUAGAAGCAAAUCUUUGCGCCAAUUUUGAAUGUUAUUUGUUUUAUGCUUUUAGUGUCCAUUUAUUUGUGCUUGGUAUUUUGGUUUUGACAAUUUUUUGUUUUUUCUUUUUCUCUAACGAAAAAGAAGAACAAGAUGCCAUCCAUUAUUAAAGGAAAUCUUUAUAUAUUGCUUUCAACUUC
Molecule: messenger RNA, 2579 nt
Organism: Ricinus communis (castor bean)
Lineage: Eukaryota; Viridiplantae; Streptophyta; Magnoliopsida; Malpighiales; Euphorbiaceae
Product: probable tRNA (guanine(26)-N(2))-dimethyltransferase 2
Exons: 12
Coding region: 208-2031 (607 amino acids)
Biological process (GO): tRNA N2-guanine methylation
Cellular component (GO): nucleus
Molecular function (GO): RNA binding
Source: RefSeq, a predicted model, not a curated record